Molecule: messenger RNA, 6621 nt
Organism: Lineus longissimus
Lineage: Eukaryota; Metazoa; Nemertea; Pilidiophora; Heteronemertea; Lineidae
Exons: 1
Coding region: 1-6621 (2206 amino acids)
Biological process (GO): DNA integration
Molecular function (GO): nucleic acid binding
Source: RefSeq, a predicted model, not a curated record
AUGGCCGAAAAUAGCGUAGAAACUGUGAACAGUGUUGAAGAAACUCCCGAUGAAAACCAGACCGCGAUGACCCAGAUAAAAAGCCCAAUCGAUUCGAACCUUUUUCCCCCUGCUAGUAGUAGUAUGUGCGCUGGUAGUGGUACUGAGGAUGAUGCAGCUCGGAGCCACGCUCAGCCUGCUGAGAGCUCCCAACAGAGGUUACGUCCCUCCGGAUGGUACGAAAAGAACUUGAGAAAAGAGAAGGCAGGGUUGAAGUCUGCUUUUACCAGGGCCAGGCGGCAGUUGACAGAGUUAAUUUCAGAUAGUGACACAUUGUUUGCAGAUAGUCAGUUUAUACAGGCAGCAACUAGAAAAGUUGAUGAAGCACAGGAAAGAGCUAUGGGCAAUAUGAGUUCACUGGCUGAUUUGUAUGCGUCUCAAAAUAGAUUCGAAGACUUUGAUAAAGUCACAGCUGAAAUGGAGAAGAUAGAAGAAGAAUUUGCUGAUUCUCAGAAUGCAGCUGAACAGUAUUUCGCAGAAAGAAGAGAAAAGUCGUCAAGCAGUAGAUCGACACCUAGCAUAAUAAGGAAUUGGGAUUCACUUGCGAAUGUUCACCGAUCCCAACAAUUUGGAUCGGCCAUAGAAAUGAUAGAGGAACAUGAAGAAUCGAGCAGAGGCCUACCUGAACCCGAAGAUAGGUCAAAAGACGUCACGACAACAGAAGCUGAUCGCACACCUGACAAGCCUGAUGGUCGCACACUAGAUGAUGUUGGGGUACAACAACCAGCAGUUGUCAUAGACCAUGGUGAGAUAGCCAUGGGUGAGAUUACCAUUGGUGAUAAAGGCCCUGGCGAGAUUGCCAUGGGUGAAAACAAGCCUCGCGGCGGAAAUGGUGCAGCUUCAGUUGAAGAUAAAGGCCCUGGCGAGAUUGCCAUGGGUGAAAACAAGCCUCACGGCGGAAAUGGUGCAGCUUCAGUUGAAGAUAAAGGCCCUGGUGAGAUUGCCAUGGGUGUGCCUGCCAUGGAUGACAGCAAGCCUAGAGGCGGUAAUGGUUCAACUUUAAUUGGUGAUCAAGGGAGAAGCGAUGUCGCUACUGGUACUACAGCCCCUCCACAGCAGAAGAAAGUCGGUCCAGCAGUAACAGUCGUUAAGCAGAAACAGACAACAGAUGAAGAAGCAAGACACAGAAACAGACAAGUGGAGGGUCCUAAGAAGGUCCAGUUUUAUAGUCCAGCCGCGCCUAUUGAUAAUCGUCAGGUUAAGCCUACCCGUCCACCGGAGCCAAUCCAAAAUCAUCCUGUUGCGCAAAAUCGUUUGGUUGCGCCUACUGGAAAUGCUAACGUUGAGCUUUCCCACAGCACUCAAGGUGCAGUGCCUGCAGUUAAUUGCAGUCAGCCGAGUAAGGACAAGAGCCCACUCCGAUUCCAAGGAAAACAGAUUGAUAGCAUUCCAGCAUAUUCGCCCAACAGUUAUGGAGCAAAUAGUCAGCCUACCCGUAUGCCUAACACGAUUAAAGCUGACUGGUCACAACCAUACAACACUAUACAACAUUAUGGCACAGGGGGCCAAGAACCAAGAUACCAGCAGUUCACACAGGACAACAACAUUGGUCAGCCUUCAAUGCUUGAGAAGGACAUGUGGCGACAGCUGAAGAGAGUUUCCAUACCGGUGUUUUCCGGAGACCUGAAGUCUUAUGAAAGUUGGAAAGCAGCCUUUGUAGCAUGCAUCGACAAGGCACCAGCCACUGCAGAAUUCAAGCUUUUGCAUUUGAGGGAGCAUCUGAGAGGUGAAGCGUUGAAAGUGAUUGAAAAUCUUGGGCAUUCAGCAACAGCAUAUCAAGCGGCAAAGGAUAGAUUGGAUCGGAAAUAUGGUGGAUAUAGGAGACAGGUGGCGCUUCACUUCGAGGAAAUCCACAACUUUCGUCCAAUACGACCUGGAAAGCUGAAAGAAGAUGUAGAAAAGUUCGCUGAUUUGUUGGACCUUACAGUCAUAAACCUAAAAGAGUCCGGCCUUUACAGUGACCUCGACAGUCGUCUGUUGUACUCUGUUCUGAUGAAGAAAAUGACUGAAAAGAUGGUUGCCGAGUAUCAUCGUUGGCUUGAUGACUACCAGUAUAAGGAAUCGAUUGAAGUUCUUCAUGCCUGGAUCAUAAAGGAAGCACAAGUCCGAAUUGUAGCUCAUGAAGCUGUUCGUGGGUUUGCCGAUGGUACAGGAGAUGAUAGAAAGAAUGGACAAAGCACAGAUGACGACAGGAGGCACCGAUCAGAUGAUAACUACAAGAAGAAAAAGAGCUUUUUCACAUCCGGGUCAGCAGGAGCAGCAAAACCAGAAUUUAAAAGGGACUGUCCUCUUUCAUCAUGCCAAGAGCAACAUGGCAUAUGGAGUUGCGACAAGUUUAAAGGACUUGAGAUUGACAAGAGAUGGGAUAUGGCGAAGGAGCUAAAACUUUGCUAUAGAUGUCUGGCUAACAGUAAUCACCGUGGUGUUGACUGCAAACGUAGUCGUGUGUGCGGAAUCGAAGGAUGUAAAGAAACACACAAUCGCUUACUGCAUCGAUCCCCAUUGCCAAAAGAAAGUCUUUCAGCCACGAAAGGGGAGAAUAAGAAAGAGAAAAGGCCUGCAGCAAGUGGUGAGAAACCUAGAAGCCAAAACUAUGGAAGUCUUACAACCACAUCUGAUGACAAAGAAGAGUCUGAAUACAUUGCUCUCCGCACUGUUCCAGUAAUUGUGAAGAACGGGAGGAAACGUUUGAAAAUCAACGUACUGUUAGAUGAUGGAAGUACGACAACCUAUAUCAACACAGAAGUUGCUGAAGAGUUGGGACUUAAAGGAGAAGUAAUGAAGACCACAGUCAGCGUGCUCAAUGGAAUGGUAGAAUCUUUCGAGACCACACCUGUUGAGGUUGGAUUAGAGAGUUUGGACAAGCGAAUCGAUAUGAUGAUCACUGCAAGAACUACCGAUAAUGUCACCGGAGAUAUGAAAGCCAUCGACUGGAGAGAUUAUGCGGAUAAGUUUGAACAUCUGAAAGACAUUGCAUUCCCGAAACACGGAAAGAGAGAAACCAUAGAUAUGUUGAUCGGCGUUGACUACCCGGAGUUACACUUCUCACUAAAAGAGGUUGCAGGAAAGAAUGGCGGGCCAAUUGCCAGAAAGACUAGACUUGGAUGGACAUGUGUAGGGUGUCCACAAAAAGAGAUGAAGAAAGAGAGGAAUUUCUUUGUUAAUCGGAAGAAUACUGUCUUAGAGGAGAUUAAUGCUACCAUGAAGCAGUUUUGGGAGAUAGACAGCUCAGGAGCCAAAACCGAGAACCAUGGAAGUAGUCACAUGUCACUGGAGGACAAAGCAGUUUGCACAGUGAUACAGAAGGAGAUGGUGUAUAAGGACAACCGUUAUGAAGUUCCAUUGCCAUGGAGAGAAGGCAGACCUGAACUGCCCGAUAAUAGUCAGAUGGCGGUGCAGAGACUUGCAAGCACGGAACGAAGAUUGCUACGUGAGCCAGAAGUUGCGAAGGCUUACACCGCUACCAUCAAGCAGUAUCUUGAGAAGAACUACGUACGCAAGGUUCCACCAGCUGAAGAGCAGCCACCGUCAAAGUGGUACUUACCGCAUUUCCCAGUUGUCAGGCCUGACAAGUCUACAACGAAAACCCGCAUCGUAUUUGACGCUUCUGCCAAGUUUGAAGGAGUAUCGUUAAAUGACACACUUCAUCAGGGUCCUAAGUUGCAGAAAGACCUAGUCGAUGUCUUACUACGAUUUAGAAAAGAGCCAGUUGCUCUCGUUGGAGAUAUUCAACAGAUGUACCUGCAACUAGAAGUUGAAGCCAAGGAUAGACCUUUCCAGCGGUUCCUAUGGAGAGAUCUAGACACAACCAGAGCCCCAGAAGAAUAUGAGUUCAACAGAGUGGUGUUUGGAAUCAAUUCGUCGCCGUUCCUCGCACAGUUCGUCGCCCAAGAGCAUGCCAAACGCCAUAGAUCAAUCUUCCCUUUAGCCUCGGACACCAUACUCAAGUCGACUUUCAUAGAUGACUCAAUGGAUUCUGUACUGAACGAUACAGAGGGUGUGAAGCUGUAUCAUGAGUUGGAUGAACUCUGGCACAAGGCUGGGAUGUACUGCAGAAAAUGGCUGUCGAACUCCUUAACCGUGUUAGCUGAGAUUCCAGAAGAAGACAGGGCAGCUGAAAUAAGUUUAGACGAAGGGGAGCUUCCUUCCACGAAGACUCUUGGUGUUCUCUGGCAGGCGAAAGAAGAUCAGUUCAGCUUCACUGCCACACCAGUCGAAGACAACUUCACCUUAACUAAGAGGACAUUCCUGCAAAAGUUGGCCAAAGUCUUUGACCCAAUGGGUUUCAUAUCGCCCUACAUCAUACGCGGAAAGAUACUUAUGCAAGAGAUUUGGACGACUGGAGUUGGAUGGGACGAUCGGAAUCUUGAAUGCCUUGAGCAGAAGGCACAGUGCUGGUUUGAUGAUCUUCGAGAUUUAGGACUCAUAAAGAUCCCGAGAUGCCUCAGACUGGAUUCAACUGAGAAGCUGUUGAGCAUCGAAGUCCAUGCAUUCUCUGAUGCGUCGCAGGAUGCUUAUGGUGCUGUACUUUAUGAGAGAACAAUCUACGAGGGAGGACUAAUCAUAUCACAUUUUAUAGUUUCGAAGACUACAGUUGCCCCAUUGGCUGCAACCAGCAUUCCGAGACUUGAGCUGAUGGGAGCGACACUCGCCUUGCAUUUGACUAUGUCCGUAAUCGCAGCCUUGCAGCUACCAAUGCAGGACGUAACCUUUUGGAGCGAUAGUGCUAAUGUUCUGUGGUGGAUUAGGGGUAGGAGCAGACAGUUUAAACCGUUUGUCGCACACCGUAUCGGAGAGAUACAGACUCAGACCUGCCCAGAUCAGUGGAAGCACGUGCCAACAAAGAUGAAUCCUGCUGACAUCUUAACAAGAGGAGCAAAAGUCAAGGAGUUAUCAGACAACACUCUUUGGUGGAACGGGCCGGAAUUCCUGCUGAAAGAUCAUUCUAAAUGGCCAGAACAGAACUUCGGAGAAGACAAGUCGCCAUCAAGUGAGCGGAAGAAAAGCUCAAAUGGAGUUUUUGUUACAUUGCAGAAGGAACCACAACCGCAAGAUAAGGAGAAAAACAAGCAAGAUGUUGAUGAAGGAGUUGCUCAAGACUGGCGUUUAAACCCAGAGCGCUACUCUAGCUGGGUCAGAUUAACCAGAGUUUCUGCUUGGGUCCACCGUUUUGUAGAAAACUGCCAGCAGCCAGUAGGGCAAAGGAGACAUGGCGAACUCGAUGCAGAGGAGAUCCACGACGCCGAACAUCAGUUCAUAAGACAAGCCCAGCUGGAGACCUUUCCGGCCGAGUACAAGGCCGUACAGAAGAAUAAAGCUUUACCAGUUGCCAGUAGGAUUCAGGGACUACGGCCGAUGAUCGAUCAAGAUGGUAUCCUCAGGAGCAACGGCAGACUUGAGAAGGCUGAAUUCCUUGCCUAUGAUGUGCGUUACCCUGUGAUACUGCCACGAAAGAGUUGGGUGACAACGCUGAUCAUAAGAUUUCAUCAUGAACAAGCUAACCAUGCAGCCGGAGUCAAUCACAUCUUAGCGUCAUUGUCUGCAAAGUAUUGGAUACCAGCAGGAAGAGAAGCUAUCCGAGAGUUCGAGAAGUCAUGCUACGAAUGCAGAAGAAGAAAAGCUAAAGCAGCAACACAACUGAUGGCGCCACUCCCAAGAGUUAGACUAAGGCUACCACUCCGAGCCUUUGCUCGAACAUCCGUGGAUUUCGGUGGCCCUUACUUGACGAAGCAGGGCCGUGGCAGGAUCCGAACCAAGCGCUACUUAUGCUUGUUUACUUGCUUGCUGUCCAGAGCCGUACACCUCGAAAUGGCGUUUAGCCUUGACACGGACUCGUUCCUGCAUUGUUUCAACCGGAUGAUGAACCGAAGAGGAGUGCCGUUGGAGAUGUACUCGGAUAAUGGUACAAAUUUCGUCAGUGGAGAAAGGGAGCUGCGGGAAUUGGUCGAGCAGUUUGACGAAGACAUGAUUGAGAGACACGGAGCAGUCAGAGGGAUCAAGUGGACGUUCAACCCUCCCCUCGGGCCACAUUUUGGAGGAGUCCACGAGAUCAUGAUUAAAGCCGCUAAGAAAGCCACUGCAGCAAUCCUGGGGAACGCCGACAUAAACGAUGAAGAGUUGAUGACUGCCUUUAGUGGUGCAGAAGCCCUCUUAAACUCCAGGCCCCUAACUUACCAGUCCGCAGACGUUAAUGACGACACACCAUUAACCCCGAACCACCUGUUACAUGGUCAAAUUGGUGGUGAGUUCGCACCUGCAGCUGCUGAUAACGUCGCCUACAACCCAAGGAAGAGAUGGCGACAUGUUCAACGAUUGCUGAAGCACUUUUGGGGGCGCUGGAUGAAAGAGUGGCUUCCAAUGCUACAUCCAAGAAGCAAAUGGGCCCAGGAGCGAAAGGACAUUGAAGUUGGCGAUAUCGUUCUUGUCGUCAAUCCAGAUACGAACAGAGGAAAGUGGCCGCUUGGACGUGUGGUCGAAGUAUGUCUUGGCGGAGAUGGCCAUGUCAGGGUGGCCAAGGUGCAGAUCGGGAAACACGUGAUGACACGUCCUAUCACCAGACUCUGUCCGCUAGAAUGUGCAUAA